Messenger RNA from Brassica rapa (field mustard), 3621 nucleotides. It is a transcript of the gene WRKY61, whose product is annotated as probable WRKY transcription factor 61. Lineage: Eukaryota; Viridiplantae; Streptophyta; Magnoliopsida; Brassicales; Brassicaceae. Gene Ontology annotation, molecular function: sequence-specific DNA binding; DNA-binding transcription factor activity. The record is from RefSeq and is a predicted model, not a curated record. Gene Ontology annotation, biological process: regulation of DNA-templated transcription.
UAUAAAAUUACUUAAAAAGUAUUACAUUAAGAAAAAAGUAUAAAUCUUUAUAAAAACUCAAAAUUUCAAAAAUUUAAUGUAUUAUAAAAUAUAAUUAAUUUUUAAAUUUUAUGGAACAUAUAGUUUCACUAGGUUCACUAAAAAUUGGAUUUUUAUGUGCUUCCAAAUAUACCCAUGUAUUAGCCAAUUGUAGAAAAAUGUUUAAACCUAAAUGGAAGCAAUUAAGACAGGAAAUGAGCUUUGUUAAUCUUGGUCAACACGUUGACUAAUCAUUGUAAAAUGUCAAUGGCAGCAUAUGCAUAUCUAUACGCAACCAGCAAAGAAAGUCCUUAGAUCGUGGUCCACUAAAAUAUGUAGUUGUAAAUAUUAAUCACAUGUCCAUGAAACAUUAUCCAUCAUGUUGAUGUAUACAUCUCUAGAUUUAUGUAUGACUAAUACAAUCCCAAGUCUACCAACCAUUUGGAGAUAUUCUAAAAAGACUUCGUUAAACAAAGAGACAAACUCCUAAACUUAAUUAUUUAUGCAAUUUGAAAUUGAUUAAACUUUUGGUUGGAUUUUUUUGUAACAGUGUCAUUUGUAUGAUUAUAAAUUUGCAAGAUGAUCAACUAGAUAUAUACAUAGUCAUUUAUUUAUUGGUCUUGACUUACAGCGUUUUUUUUGGCAUCAUUUACAGCGUUAUAAGCUCUUUUUUGGUUAAUGAUCAAAUGUACAUUACAGAUCAUCUAUUAGUGGUGAUGUUUACCAACUUUGACUUUUAGAUCAUAUUCUGGAGUGCUAAAGGUAAAAUGCAUAUAUCUAUUAUCUCAAAUGCAUGUAGUUUUUUUUAUAUAAUUCUAGAUGUUCGAUCUAUAUUAUAUAGCCAAAGGCUUUCCAAGCCUCUAAUCAUUGAUGUAUCAUAAUUCCACACUUGCACAAUACAUCACACGUACAAUACAUGAAGUGUUGUUGUUGUUGUUGUCGAUAUUACACGAAGUAUUACCAAAAAUGUAUUUUGCAUUUGAAUUCAGAUCCAACAACAUUUUACGUGAUAGUAUAACUAUGUAUAUAUACAUACAAUAUAUGUUUUUGUUGAUAAAAUAAGUUGCAUGUAAAAGUACAAGUUAUAAAUUCAAUAAAUUAGUUCGUUUGAGAUAAACUAGUAACAUGUUACAUGUUUACAAGAAAUUUCAACGCUGUUCUUUAGCAGCAACGUCGGCCGGCGGUGGGUCCACGAUUUCGGCUCCAAACCUUAAUAGUGUUUAUUUGUUUUUUUUUAAUAGUGUUUAUUUGUUGAGACAUUGAUGUAUAUACCUAAACAUAGGCGUUGAAGUUGAAUAUUUAUUUUCUAAUUACUCGACACUAUUAUUCUUUCUUUUUUUCCUAAUGAACGGAUGCACGAUUAAUUGUUUUUAAGUACGUGUGUUGGUAUUUGUUUAAAAGAAAAAUAAUUACUCAAUAUCUAAUAUCUCAUUUCAAUUUGAUCAUAUACUUUGUUAUUUUAACUUGUUUGCUUCGUUCAAUUGGAUUGGCAAGAUUUCAGAGUUGCAUGCUUGUGUUUUCCGAUGGUUUGGAACAUUGCAACCAAAAAUGUCUACAUAUAAAUUGUAAAAAUAUUUAGUCUAGUCCAUUUAUGCACAAUGCUUCUUUACCCUUGGUCUACAAAACUGAUAUUCUUUAGCUUUUUAAGCUGAUGUUUUUUUUAUAGUUUUAGUUUAUAAUUUUGGAAUAGAUCGCUAAAUCAAACAGGAGACUAUUUCAUUUGGAUUUUAAUCUAGCUUUAUAUUUGUAUAUAUGAUAUAUGUUGAAGAUAAAUUUUCGGCAUGUUAUUAAUAAUAUACAGAUUAUAUUUCUGAAUAUUAAUAUAAGAAACUUGCAGUUUUUGUGAAUUAUUUAAUUGGUAUAGUCAAAGGAUGUAUAGCUUGCUUAUAUAAAAUCAACAGUUCCCAAAAUAAAUUAUGCAGACCUUUCAAAAAGCUAAAGAAUAUCAAAGGAGAAUAAUGGAGAAGGAAGAGUUCUUGGGGAGUGGUCAUGGAAGAGAAGAAAGAAACGAGGAGAUGAGAAAACUUGAUUCUGAUCAAGAACACGACCAUAUUAUUAGAUCCAAGUUGGACUCAAUUAAAGUCGAAAUGGAGGAGGCUAAAGAGGAAAACCGAAGGUUAAAAUCAUCAUUGAGUAGGACAAAAAAGGAGUUUGAGAUCCUUCAAACACAAUACAACCAAUUAAUGGUAAUAAUACAUGAAGACCCGAAUAAGUUCUCACCAAAAGGCUAUAAUCAACACAAAGAAGAAGAUGAAGAAGACAAAGAAAGAACUAGCGACCGUGAAGAUCUUGUCUUGUUGAGCCUAGGUAGACGGUUAAAAUCACCGGUUCCAAGUGGCUCAAUGACAAAUAAAGAAGAGAAAAUGAAAGACUUCAUGAAGGAAACCGAUGAUGACAAAAGAAUUAAUGAACAAGGGUUAAGUAUGGGAUUUGAAUACAAAGAUUUGAGUAAUCCUAGUGAGAAGUUAGAGGUUGACCAUAAUCAAGAAAAGACGUCCUUGGAGGUUAGUAACAGUAAUAAGAUCCAAUCAGAGAAUAGUUUUGGGUUUAAGAAUGAUGGAGAUGAGCAUGAAGAUAAAGAAGAGCCAUUGCCUCAAAACAUUGCUAAGAAAACUAGGGUUUCUGUGAGAGCAAGAUGUGAGACACCGACGAUGAACGAUGGAUGUCAGUGGAGGAAAUAUGGCCAGAAAAUAGCUAAAGGGAAUCCAUGUCCUCGAGCUUACUAUCGUUGUACCAUUGCACCUUCUUGUCCCGUAAGAAAACAGGUGCAAAGAUGUUCAGAAGAUCUGUCUAUACUUAUCUCAACUUACGAAGGAACACACAGCCAUCCACUUCCCAUGUCAGCAACCGCCAUGGCCUCUGCCACUUCCGCCGCAGCCUCCAUGCUCCUCUCCGGAGCCUCCUCCUCCUCCUCCGCAGCCGAUCUUCAUGGCAUUAACUUCUCUAUCUCCAGCAAUAGCAUCACUCCAAAACCACUCCUCCAAACUUCUUCAGGCCAUCCCACCGUCACUCUCGACCUCACAACCACCUCCUCGUCCCAACAACCACUCUUAUCAAUGCUCAAUAGGUUCAGUGUUCCUCCUAGUAACGUCCCAAGAUCUAAUAGUUACCCUUCAACCAAUCUCAGCUUUUCAAACAACACCAACACUUUGAUGAAUUGGGGUGGUGGUAGUAACCGCAAUGAGCAAUACCGUGCACCUUACGGCAACAUUAGCACCCAUCAACAAUCACCUUUCCAACAUAUGAUUCAAACCCGAGCCGCCGGAUUAUCAUUUGACACAUUUGGAAGAUCUUCCUCAUCGUCUCCACAUCCCACACAAAACAGUCUAGACAACGUCAAUUUCAAGAAUAUUACUCAUGAUCAAGUGCAAUCUUUACCGGCGGAAACAAUCAAGGCCAUCACGACAGAUCCAAAUUUUCAAUCGGCCUUGGCGACUGCUUUAUCUUCCAUCAUAGGCGGCGACCUAAAGAUAGAUAAUGUGACUAGAAGUGAAGCCGAGAAGAGCCCUUAAAGUAUAUGUUCUCAUACUUUGGUAUAUGGGUUUCGUUUUAAUACUUUCCUAGUUCAUCUCUACUUUGGUUUAUAAUCAUAAUUUUAAUUUU